Messenger RNA from Lucilia cuprina (Australian sheep blowfly), 810 nucleotides. RefSeq lists its product as uncharacterized. NCBI's taxonomy places the organism in Eukaryota, Metazoa, Arthropoda, Insecta, Diptera, Calliphoridae. The coding region runs from base 134 to 721 and encodes 195 amino acids. The record is from RefSeq and is a predicted model, not a curated record. The transcript is spliced from 2 exons.
GAGUGGCAUUUGUCAAUUCAACCAUUAGACUAAUUACCACCGGAUUUAUUUGUCCUAUAUAAAUUGUUUUUAAAUUAAACGUGGAAAAAAUAUCGAUUUAAUUGUUAUAAAGAAAUAACUAAAAUUUAAUAUAAUGGCCGAAGGAACUUAUGAAUAUGAAUGUAUGAGAGCUGAAUUGUUGGGCAUUGCAAAGCCUGACCAAGAAGAAUUUGAAAAGGCCAGAUCCGAAAGACUUCAACAGGAACAAGAUGAACGUGAAGCAGCAGAAGCCAAGAUGCUGGAAGAACAAGAUGAAGCUUUAAAGGGAACAGGCAGUAAAUUGGACGAAUUGACUGGUAUUUUAUCAUCAACACAACAAAAACUUAAUCGUUUUAAACAAACUGCUUGUGGUAGUCUCACUAAUAUAUUCAGCAGAACUAGUUCAAUGGAUACGGCUAAGUCGCAACUCAACGAAGACACGCCCAAUACAUCAUCAAGACGUAAUACAACAGCAGCCAAUACCUCGGCCGAUAUUAAUCAAGCUCUUGAUAAUUUGGAUAAUAUGCAACAUCAGGAGGGUCAACCAGUGAUACCAACAGAAAAAAUACGUCAAGCUAAAUUGGAUUUAGAUAAGAAAAUGACUUCUCAUUUAGAUGCUUUGGACAGAAUGAUUAAUAAAGCCGAUCAGGCAGAGAUAGCCAUGCAUGAACAAACCAAACAAAUGCGUAAAAUGGCUAAGUAAAAUCUUAACUUGGAAUUUUUAAGGAAAAAAAAUAUAUUUAUAUAUAUUCCCAAUUAAACAACAAGAGUUUGUGUAAAAGUUAUAGCUUG